GACAGAGAGAGAGGUUACAGGCUAUAGGUAGAGAAGAGUAGUAUAAAAAUGACUUCCGAUGGGGGCUUGAAGCGGAGAGCGCGAAGCGGAGAGCGCGAAUCUUGCCAUCCCUAUGAUCAAGCUUCCAUUGAUUUUUUACUACUUCUGGAAGAAGAUUGGAGAGAUGAUACUUUGUUGAUUUAAAUUCUUCGAAGAGCCAAGGGUUUUUUCGGAGACGAAAGAUUGUCCUCUCCACCUUUCAUUUUUUUCUCACUGAUUUCACCAAAUUUAACAAUAUUUGAACCUAGGCGAUUUGAACUGCCGCAGAUUUUGGGACUAGAGGUGUCUAGUACACAUGCGAGAGCGGAUGGACCGGUACCACUACCACAAGCGCGGGGGAGGCGGAGCGGGCGGUAAGAAUACCGGUCGUGUACCAUCUCCUCCUGAAAGGCCAAAGUUGCUUCUAGGUUGGGGAAAGCGAAAGAGGCUCAGGGGCGUGAAGUUCUCCCGGAAGAAAAACACCGUCACCGUCGCCGUCGCCGUCGCCGUCUCCGCCGUGGUGGCGGAAAAGAGUAUAGCGGCUCCUAGGGCCCGCCGAGCCGGCCAAUCCGACAAGGAGCAAGCCGCCCAUGGACCGCGCUUAAAUUCAUUGAGGAAUUUGGAUGAAAAUGGGGGGACCAGAGGGGGAGGGGGUCAAGAAAGGUCAUCACCGCCUGAGGCAGUGAAUGGUGGAGGGGGGCCACGGGGUUCAUCUGAGAAGGGUGGAUCAUCGUCUGGAAGCGAUGGGGCAGAAUGGCCAAGGAUUGAAAUUGCUUUGACAAUGCAGGAGAAGGAAGAGGAUUUCUUGGUCUUCAAGGGGACCAAGCCUUCCCUCCGUCCCAAGAAGCGGGCCAAGCCCAUCCAGAAGAAUGUUAAUCUGAUGAGCCCAGGUACGUGGCUGUGUGAUCUGUCCCUGGAAAGAUACGAAGUCCGAGAGAAAAAAACCUCCAAAAAGAGGCCAAGAGGAUUGAGAGCAAUGGGAAAUAGGGAUAGUGAUUCCGACUAAGUAGCAGGCGUAGGACUGGAUGAAAGAAAUAUAUGUGAAGAUCAGGAAUGGCGAACUGAUGGAUUAACCGUGUUCUGCGCUUUGGCGCAAAAAUGCUGAUACUGUAAGAGCCAGAAUUUGUUUGGAGUGAAGUGCGCGUGAAUCAGGAAUCAUCUGCACAUGGACAGAGUGAGGGUGGGAGAGAGAGAGAGUUCUCAUGUCAAACUCAAAUGAACAUGAAAUCUAAAUGUAUUUUCUUUUUCGCUCGUAUUUUUUCUUUAUUUGGCUGAAGUAAUAAAUUUUCUUUUAGUCUUAUUGUAGCUUCUGUCAUUUUGCUGAAGUAAAUCUAAAUUAUGAUUAGAUUUUGGAAUGAUUUAAGCUAUAUAU
Molecule: messenger RNA, 1390 nt
Organism: Phalaenopsis equestris
Lineage: Eukaryota; Viridiplantae; Streptophyta; Magnoliopsida; Asparagales; Orchidaceae
Exons: 5
Coding region: 335-1024 (229 amino acids)
Source: RefSeq, a predicted model, not a curated record